Populus nigra (black poplar) is the source of this 1103-nucleotide messenger RNA. Its product is annotated as zinc finger A20 and AN1 domain-containing stress-associated protein 1. Gene Ontology annotation, molecular function: DNA binding; zinc ion binding. NCBI's taxonomy places the organism in Eukaryota, Viridiplantae, Streptophyta, Magnoliopsida, Malpighiales, Salicaceae. Bases 242 to 757 code for a protein of 171 amino acids. The transcript has 2 exons. The record is from RefSeq and is a predicted model, not a curated record. Gene Ontology annotation, biological process: proteasome-mediated ubiquitin-dependent protein catabolic process.
CUCAACAACCGGGGUUUUUGGUCACUUCUCUGUUCUCUCCUCCCCCCUCCUCCUCUCUACCCCUCUUUCAACUUCCUAAGAACUAAUUUCGUUCUUAUGUUAAUUGAAUCUAUGAUUUCUCUUAAUCGUUGAUUUAGAGCAAUCAUUCGGAAAAAAAAAGAUACGACACGCAAACAGAAGUUAGAGAGCGUUUGAAAGUUUCGAAUCUUUCCAGGUUAUCACCAGAAACAAGAAGGAAAACAUGGGUUCUGAGCAAAACGAAGGUACAAGCUUUCCAUCGUCACAGACACAGCUUUGUGCUAAUGGAUGUGGUUUUUUUGGCACGGCUGCAAACAUGAACCUUUGCUCCAAGUGUUACCGUGACCUUCGAGCUGAAGAAGAGCAAGCUGCCUUUGCUAAGGCUGCUAUGGAAAAGACGCUAAACAUCAAGUCACAACAACAUAUUGACUCUAGGGUUGCUGUUGAUGCCCCUCAAGUUGCGGUGGCUAAUUCCAUGCAAUCCGCUGAAGCCUCUUCUUCGGCAGAAACUGCUGUUGCUGCUGGCGAUCAGGUGUCAUCGAAGCCGGCAAAUAGGUGCUUCAGCUGCAAUAAGAAGGUUGGCUUGACAGGAUUCAUGUGCAAAUGCGGUGGCACAUACUGUGGGACUCAUAGGUACUCUGAGAAUCACGAGUGCUCCUUCGAUUUCAAGGGUGCUGGCCGUAAUGCUAUUGCCAAGGCGAAUCCUGUGAUUAAGGCUGAUAAGGUGGGGAGGUUCUGAUGCUGAUCCUUAAAAGGAUUGGUGAAUUUGGCAUUGUUCUUUUUUUCAGGGUUCGGUUUUAAUUAGGAAUUUAGUGCUAGUUGGUUCUGAAUGGUUGCUUUUUAUACUGGUUAUGGUUGAGUGUUUUAUGGGGGAUGCUGGAGAUUAGGAGGGGGGCACCAGGUGAAUGUAUUUGGGGGGUUUGUGGAUGGUCGAUUCCAUAAUGAAGUGGAUCAAUGGAUUGUUAGUUGCAAUUUGGUUUGAAUGGCUUUCCUCUCUUGUUUCUCAUAAGAAAUCCUUACCACGUCAGGGUGUAUCUCUACUCAUCUGUCUAUAUAAUAUUUGCACGCCUUCUAUUUUUUUAGAA